AUGGCUCGGCUCAUCGACAGCCUCCCGGAGCCUUCCAAAAUCCUGGAAAAGGACGUCAUUGUGAUGAGCAGCAGCCGCAUGGGGACAUUCUCAUUGUAUCAGGCUAUGCAGAUGCUUGGGUACAAGCCUUACCGCAUGUACGAGGUGGUGCAUCAGGGUAUAACACACAUGCAGCUUCUCAAGGAGGCUUUCGACUGCAAGUAUUCCGGCGCAGGUAAACCUUACGGGAAAGCCGAGUUCGACAAGUGGAUGGCGAACUACAACGUGAUCAUUGAAAUCCCACAAUGGUUCCCAGAAGAAUUCCUCAGCUUCUACCCGGACGCCAAGUUCAUCCUGACUGAGCGCGAAAACGAUGCUUGGGUGAGGUCACUCAAUAACGCCGCGAUUCCGCUGUUCACCAUGACAAAGAAAUUCCCCUUGACGUGGAUACGACUGAUUGACACCUUCAUCGAAAACUUUGCCGAGUUGAACGCUUCCAUGGAGAACGCGUGCUAUCUAGGGUACGGCUGUGAAAGCGAGAUGGGCAUGGAGAAAGCUAUUGAGCGCAGGCUAGAGGUGAGCGCCAUGACGAAGAGUCGUAUUCCCAAACAACAACUCCUUGUCUGCCGCCUCGAGGACGGCUUCGGGUGGGAGCAAAUCUGCCCCUUCCUUGGCAAGGAGAUCCCAAAGCAACGAUACCCCAGAGGAAAUGCUCCCAAGGAGUUCGAGGCCACGCUGAAGGGACUCCUUGCACCAGCCCUGCGCAAAUCAGCAGCCAUCGUAGUGACUGUGGUAUUGAUGCCCUUGAUCGCAGCGGGGUGGUGGUGGUACUGGAAACAAUGA
Messenger RNA from Microdochium trichocladiopsis, 822 nucleotides. RefSeq lists its product as uncharacterized. The record is from RefSeq and is a predicted model, not a curated record. Bases 1 to 822 code for a protein of 273 amino acids. The transcript is spliced from 4 exons. NCBI's taxonomy places the organism in Eukaryota, Fungi, Ascomycota, Sordariomycetes, Xylariales, Microdochiaceae.